AUGGCUCACUUAGCUCUCCUCUUUUUUACAUUAACUUCUCUCACUUCCAACAUCCUUUUUAGCCAAGCUUCUGCUUCAUCCCCAAAGCCAAAAGCUCUAGUUUUACCGAUACGCCAAGAUGCCGCUACUAAACUCUUAGUAGCGAACAUCUAUGGAAGGACACCCCUCAUCCCAGUAGGCUAUGUUGUGGAUCUCAACACCCGCCAUGUAUGGGCUAACUGCGAGUCCAACUACAACUCGACGACCUUUAGUCAGCCUAAGUGUAAAUCAGCCCAAUGCAAAUCAGCUCAUACUAGCUAUUGUUUUACUAAUUGCCAAGGAGCUAGACCAUUUUGUCAUACUAAUACAUGUGGGUACUUACUGGAGAAUCCAGUGUCCCAUCAAAGUACUAUUGGUGAGCUAGCUCAAGAUGUCAUCGCUUUCAGUUCAACCAAUGGGAAGAACCCCGGUCCAUUCGUCCGUAUACCUGACUACCUCUUCACCUGUGCGCCAUCUGCACUGGUUGAACUGCGCUUACCUAAAGGUGUACAAGGUGUAGCCGGACUGGCUCAUGCUCCAAUCGCGCUCCAAAACGUACUUACGUCUAGACUUGGGAUUAAGCCCAUUUUCACCAUGUGCAUACCAUCUACAACCUCUGCUGAUGGGGUCAUUUUCUUUGGAUCAGAUGGGCCUUACAGUUUCCUCCCAGGAAUCGACGUGUCAAAGAGUCUCAAAUACACACCGUUAACUUUUAGCCCAUUCGAUGAGUAUUACAUUCAUGUCAAGAACAUUAAAAUCAACCAAAAGCCAGUUCCUGGCCUCAACACUACUUUGCUAUCAGUAAACGAUACAGGUUCUGCUGGCGGAACUACAUUCAACACCCUAUUACCUUACACCAUUUUAGAGGGAUCCACUUUCAAGGCCAUUACUUCAUUUUUUGCUAAGCAGCUCUCUAAGGUGCCACAAGUGAAGCCAAUAGCACCAUUUGGGCUGUGCUACGAGUCGAAAUAUUUCACUUCAACUCUGUUGGGCCCUGGAGUUCCCAGCAUCGACCUCGAGCUAGAGGGUCAGGAUGCAGUUUGGUCCAUUUUUGGCCUGAACUCUAUGGUGGAGGCCAAACCUGGAGUGUUAUGCCUAGCAUUUGUGAAUGGUGGGAUUGAGUACAGAGCUAAUAUCAACAUUGGGCUAUACCAAAUGCAGGAUAUACCAAUGAAAUUUGACCUAGGCAAGUCAGUGUUGGGCUUCGGUGGCCCACUCAGCGGAAUUCGGACUCAUUGCUCAAACUUCAACUUCACUGCUGUUGCUUAA
This is a messenger RNA of Chenopodium quinoa (quinoa), 1287 nucleotides long. Its product is annotated as basic 7S globulin 2-like. The transcript has a single exon. NCBI's taxonomy places the organism in Eukaryota, Viridiplantae, Streptophyta, Magnoliopsida, Caryophyllales, Amaranthaceae. Gene Ontology annotation, biological process: proteolysis. The record is from RefSeq and is a predicted model, not a curated record. The coding region runs from base 1 to 1287 and encodes 428 amino acids. Gene Ontology annotation, molecular function: aspartic-type endopeptidase activity.